CAAUCCUCACCCUCGGUUCGGGACGACGACGAUGACAAGCAAAAGAACAAGCGCAUGGCAUGUGUCGAGUGCCGCCAGCAAAAGUCCAAGUGUGACGCGCACGAACAGACGCCGCGUCCGUGUACCCGUUGCCAGAAGCGCGGGCUCCCGUGUACCCUCAAAUCCGACUACAAGCGCACGUACAAGCGUGCGCGCAUCGCGCAGAUGGAGAAGGAGUUCCAGGAGUUGCGCAAAACGUUGACCGAAGCGGGUGCGGCAAAUCUUCUCCAAUCGCUUGCCUCUCCGGGAAAUACAAACAACAAUGGAGGCGGGUUUAAUGUCGGUUAUAGCGCCAAUGGCACUUCCAAUGGCAGUUUCAACCAAGGCACCCCGAACACAACUCACAUACAUAGUAUACCUCUUGUUCCUGGGCAGAUCCCUAUAGGUCUUGGGCCGGUCCAAGACCACCGAGGAGGGUUCCAGAAUCUGCCGAGCCUCGCCCUCGCCGCAGACAUGACGAGUCGCCCCGCCGUGGCAGGGCCACGGCUGGUCCACCCCGCACCCUCCUCCUCCUCUUACACCAUCCCCGUCUACGACCUCCCCGACGAGCUUCUCGCCUGUGAGGCCAAAACCAUUGGCGAUGUCUCCCUCUCUCCCUCCCAAAUCGCCGGUCUCUUCCGUGAAUACGUCAACAACUACCAUCCCAUCUUGCCCGUGGUCGACGUCUACAAGGGCCCGGCAAGAACCUAUCGCCUCUGUCCCGCGCUCUUCUGGACCGUGAUGCUCACAGGUCUCCGUCGCUACGCGGCGCCAGACUCACCGGCGCUCCUCAUGAAACUCGUGCCGGUGCUCAAGUCGGUUUUGGCCGAGAUCACCAUCUCGCCCAUCACCCGCUACAACCCCAGCGAAAUGGACGAGCCCAUUCUCAACGACUCGCUGGUCUACUCCGUCCAGGCGUUUCUCCUUUGGACGUUCUGGCCGCCACUCACCUCUUCUCUCAGCGCCGACACCUCAUGGACGACCGUCGGGACGGCCGUCUUCAACGCGAUCCGCUUGGGGAUCCACCACCCGAGCGGAAAUUCGGGCAACUCGUACGACUCGGUGGUCUCAGGCAAGUCCACGCCAUCGCUCCUCUCGGGCGAAAACCUCCAGACGUGGAUCAGCUGCAACAUUGUUUCGCAAAUCAUUGCCACGGCCUUUGGGUUUCCGGCCUUUGUCUCGUUUGACACAUCGGUGUUGCACACGGCGAAGCAUCCGCUUCCGGAGAGCUUGAAGCAGAUGAUGGAGAUUGCGCACAUGGAGGACCAGGUGGCAAAGACAUUAAACUCGGAGAGAACGGACACGCUUGGUAUUUUGGACCCGGCGGAGCGGUUGCCGUUGUUGCAUGUGUUAGGGAAACAGUUUGACGAGUUAGAGGAGAGGCCAAAGCCAGACCUAGCUGGCACCGGGUCUAGGCUCGAUGCGUACCGCAAAUUCCAACUCCUCGCCGGCCGCGUCCACCUCCUCUCCUACUACUUCCUCGACACUGCGCGCAUCUCCCAGUUCGAGCUCGACCGCGGGCUUGUGCGCGCGUACAACGCCGCGCUCGCACUCAUCCAGCACUGUCUGCUCGCGCAACAGCACACCAAGCGCUUUGUCAAGUAUCUCCCAGCGGUCUACAUCCUCACGAUCUGGCAGGCUGCCUGUGUGAUUGCCAAACUUUCCCACUCCCCCCUCAGCGACGUGCUUGACCUUGGCUCGGGCAAGGAAAUGUUCCUGGCGGCGGUUCGCCUCGCCCUGCGUGCAUCUAUCCUCAAGCACGACCUCGCCUACCGCUCGUCGGGGAUCAUGCGCAACAUGUGGCAGCUCUUUGGCCUGAUGAACGCGCGAAACUUGAUGAGCACUGGCUUGACCAUCAACGGGAAGAUGUCUGCUUCCAUCUUUUUCGACUGCUUGUUAAUUUUGCGCCAACAGGUGAGCAUGACCAAGGGCCGCACGAGCACCAGUGUAGCGCUCAUCUCCGACGAGUUCAACAGCUCGUCAGACGAGGAGGCGGUCAAUGAUGCGGGCCAGCCGGUGAGCUCGCGCAAGCACUCGGUAUCGUCGUCGGGCUCAAGCACGAAGCGUCUGCGUCCCGAGAAUGACGCGCGGAAGAUCAUCCUGACAGUGCCGUUGGAUCCCCAGCCAAUU
Molecule: messenger RNA, 2148 nt
Organism: Babjeviella inositovora NRRL Y-12698
Lineage: Eukaryota; Fungi; Ascomycota; Pichiomycetes; Serinales
Gene: LEU3
Product: leucine-responsive transcriptional regulator
Exons: 3
Biological process (GO): regulation of DNA-templated transcription
Cellular component (GO): nucleus
Molecular function (GO): DNA-binding transcription factor activity, RNA polymerase II-specific; transcription cis-regulatory region binding; zinc ion binding
Source: RefSeq, a predicted model, not a curated record